ACAGGCGAAGGAAAAAUGAUAUAAUAAAAACCACUUUAACUUUAGGAGACGAUAGCUACUGUUACAUAGCAUAUGACCGCAGCAGAAAAUAAAAAGCAGCAAGAGAACAAGCAGACUUCUGACAGUUGACAAUCGCCAACGCUCUCAAUUUGUGUUGUAUUCAUUUGUUGUAGCUUGAAGUUGGAGCAACAAUCUGUGGAGCUCUUGUUGGUCAUAUUAGCAAACUGUGUUUUGUUUUUGCACCACAAAAUACGUUAAUGGAUUCGAUAGUACGGCAGAAAGAUACAAAAAGUAUUUGCUACGUUUCUUGGCAAAUCUCAAUAUAAAUCACUGGGUUAAUCGUAAAAAACGCCGACUUGGUGAUUUCCCAAAGUUGCAUUUACUUCUGAAGGCUAUUAGCGCUUAGAACGUGGCAUUUUCUAAAGUAAUCAAGGGAAGUAAACAUUAAGUAGAGGUUGUGAUCUGGCUUACGUGUGAUUUUUCUCGAUAAGCAACGCUCAUUGAAUACAAUUUGUCUUGCCAAGACCUCAUAAUGAUUCCUGGGUACGGACCGGUGAUGCAAGCCCUUUUGGGUACACUUUUUACAUGGGGAUUAACAGCUGCGGGUGCAGCGUGUGUGAUAUUUGUGCGCGGCAAUCAACGCAAGUCACUUGAUGCUGCAUUAGGUUUCGCCGCUGGUGUCAUGAUUGCUGCUUCGUUUUGGUCACUUUUAAAUCCCGCCAUAGAAAUGGCAGAGAGUUCACAUCUGUAUGGCGUUUACUCCUUUAUGCCAGUUUCUGGUGGUUUUCUUUUGGGUGCUAUCUUUGUGUAUGGUUGUGAUAGGCUUAUGUCGUAUCUUGGGCUCAACAGCACAAAUAUGAUGAUUUCGAUGACACAAACGAAUAAGGAUAAGGCUGAUAUUGCUAUCAAUGAUAUACGUAAUAGUCAAGGUGUUUUGGAUCGAACUGUAACAAAAAGCAUGGAUAGUUUUUCCGAUUGCUUGAGUACACAACACGGCAACCUUGAGCCACGACGUCGCAAAAAAAACAGUGCAGCCGAAUUAGAAGCUCAGCGUACAUACAUAACAGAUAGUCAACGUAACCUUGAAAACGCAGUGGCGCAAUGGAAACGUAUUAUGUUACUGGUUGUUGCAAUAACCGUACAUAACAUUCCCGAGGGUCUGGCAGUCGGUGUCAGCUUCGGCGCAAUAGGCAGUACUGAAUCUUCCACAUUUGAAGCUGCUCGAAAUUUGGCAAUUGGUAUUGGAAUUCAGAAUUUUCCAGAGGGCCUCGCUGUAAGUCUGCCUUUACACGCAGCUGGCUUUAGCGUGGCACGUGCAUUGUGGUAUGGCCAACUGUCUGGUAUGGUGGAACCGAUUUUUGGUAUUUUGGGUGCAGUUGCAGUGACAUUUGCCAAUCUCAUAUUACCAUAUGCACUGUCAUUUGCAGCCGGCGCAAUGAUAUAUAUUGUUGCGGAUGACAUAUUGCCAGAAGCUCAUGCCAGUGGCAAUGGAACGAUUGCCACUUGGGGCACGGUAGCAGGAUUCCUUAUAAUGAUGUGCCUUGAAGUUACCCUAUCUUGAUGUUACUACUACUGCCGUUGUUAUAUUUGUUAUAUUAUUAACUACAAGUACAAUAUUUUGCGUUUACAAAGCUACAACAAUCGCUUGAUCAGUCACACUGAUUUGGUACAAAAGCCCAUCUAUUUUUUAAAUUACUAUUUACGGAUGUAAAUGCGUGUGUUCUGAUGUAAUUCUGUAUAUAUGUACUUUAACAUUAAAUACAUGUGUGUACCGUGAUUUUAAUGCUCGCUAAGUCGCUUAAAUAUGAAAAUUGCGAUUACGUUUGAAAUAUGUACGAUAGCCGAGCACAAUUUUCAUGAAAAGUUAACGCAUUAAUAUUUUGUACUUUUUAAAAAAUCUCAUAAAACGGACAACUGAGUAUUACUUUUGUAAAUAUUUACUGAAAUUAAGAAUUCUUGUAAACACUACUGUUUUAGAAAUUUCUGGCUCGCAAAAAGUUAUUAAAGCGAAUACCAUCAUUUUACUUAAAUGGCAUACUUUAAUAUAACUCAUUAAAAUAAUAUUUGUUAGAUACAGUAUAAUUUAAUUAGUUUCUAAGUAUGUUUUAUGUUUUGACCAGAGAAAAAACUAAGUAAUUUAGUGAAGAAAAAUAUAUACAUAUAUAUUGACCUAAA
This is a messenger RNA of Bactrocera latifrons, 2175 nucleotides long. It is a transcript of the gene Zip48C, whose product is annotated as zinc transporter ZIP11. Gene Ontology annotation, molecular function: zinc ion transmembrane transporter activity. Lineage: Eukaryota; Metazoa; Arthropoda; Insecta; Diptera; Tephritidae. The transcript is spliced from 3 exons. The record is from RefSeq and is a predicted model, not a curated record. The coding region runs from base 533 to 1561 and encodes 342 amino acids. Gene Ontology annotation, biological process: zinc ion transmembrane transport. Gene Ontology annotation, cellular component: membrane.